Eremothecium gossypii ATCC 10895 is the source of this 1314-nucleotide messenger RNA. It is a transcript of the gene STN1, whose product is annotated as Stn1p. The transcript has a single exon. The record is from RefSeq and is marked provisional. Lineage: Eukaryota; Fungi; Ascomycota; Saccharomycetes; Saccharomycetales; Saccharomycetaceae. The coding region runs from base 1 to 1314 and encodes 437 amino acids. Gene Ontology annotation, biological process: telomere capping. Gene Ontology annotation, cellular component: CST complex.
AUGGGCACAUGCGCCGACCACAUAGUCCACUAUGAGACGCUUGAUGAGGCAGGACGGCGCAUCGUGGUACCUUUCUUCCACCCAACUCUUCUCGUUCUUUCGGAGUACUUCGAUAAUAUCACCAACUGCUUCAUCAAGGACAUCCGCCAGCGCCUAGCCCUGUCUCGGCGCGUUGGGCACCUGUACCAAAGGUACAUUCCGACCCAACAACUGAUUGUGUGGUACCUUAACCACCCGGUACGCCGGAUCAAAGUCCAGGGGUGCGUCGUCGGUUAUGGCUGGCAUCGGCAGGCAGGAGUAGACUGGAUGUUUCUGCACAUUGACGACUGUACCGGGCUCAUGUGGUGUCAGUGCGAUGAAGAGCUCGCUGGCGAGGCUACUGCGCUAGUUGGCCGGACAGUGGCUGUUAGUGGUUACAUGAACCCCACCGGCAGGAUCGACCGGCCCUCGGAGUUAUACCUGGUGGUGGAGCACCUGGAAUAUGUGGUAGGGUUAGAGAGCGAGAUCCAGUUUUGGGAGGUCACUAUGCUAUUUAGGCGGCAGCUGGGCUACGUUUGGGAACUGGGUCCUGACCUUCUAAACGGCCUCUAUAGUGCACGGCGGAAGGCUGCCGUAGAGGCAGAUGGUGCCCCCAGGCAGGCGCCCACAUCAGAAAGCAACUGUGGCGAUGACGCGGCAUCUUGCAAGAGCCUGCAACCGGCUGCUUCAAUUGAGGGGUCAGCAUAUGUGCCCUGUGCACCGGUGGCGAGAGCUGCGACAACUGUCACCGUACGCUACACGAUGAACCAGUACAAGGACGCUCUUCUGGCCUAUUUCUUCGACUGUGCAGGGCAGCAGCAGGUCCCGUACAGGAGGCCUCUAGCUGAGGUGCUGGUUCUGUCUCAAAUAUUGCAUGCGGUCGCGCUCACGCGCCGCGGGGAACAUGACGCCUUUUCUGCGGGGCUAGAGAAGACAAAGGCGCUGUUGUAUGACUCUGUCCUCGCGCAGUUCUGUACCAUGGGGGUGCUAUCUCUAGAAGGGAGCGAUCAGAUACAGCUGCAUUUAUUGCCUGUGAAAGAGCAUAUUGUUGCGCGUAUUGAUACGUGGCUGAAACUACACGUGCGUGCUGGUAAGUUACUCUAUCAUCAAGUACGCAGUACUUGUGGCUUGCCACAGAUGUCGGCCCCAUUCAUUGUAAACUUGACUAAAGUGCUUCUGCGCCAACAUAUCUCACAGCGUACAGAAUUAGUCGACAGCUGGUUCCUGGACGCAAAGUCGGAAGAACGGGGUUAUCUCCUGGUAAGAUUCAACUAUAUAAACUCCAGAAUUUGCUAG